Alligator mississippiensis (American alligator) is the source of this 1926-nucleotide messenger RNA. RefSeq names its product ATP synthase subunit beta, mitochondrial. Gene Ontology annotation, biological process: proton motive force-driven mitochondrial ATP synthesis; proton transmembrane transport. The transcript is spliced from 9 exons. The coding region runs from base 8 to 1255 and encodes 415 amino acids. NCBI's taxonomy places the organism in Eukaryota, Metazoa, Chordata, Crocodylia, Alligatoridae. The record is from RefSeq and is a predicted model, not a curated record. Gene Ontology annotation, molecular function: ATP hydrolysis activity; ATP binding; proton-transporting ATP synthase activity, rotational mechanism.
AGGCAGCAUGUUGGGUCGCGGGGUGUUGGGCCGGUGCCGGGCGGUCGUGCUGUGCGGAGGUGAAAAUACUGUUCGGACAAUUGCCAUGGAUGGUACUGAAGGCUUGACCCGUGGACAAAAAGUUGUGGACACGGGGGCACCUAUAAAAAUUCCAGUUGGUCCAGAAACACUUGGGAGAAUAAUGAAUGUGGUUGGUGAGCCAAUUGAUGAAAGAGGACCUAUUGCUACCAAACAAUUUGCAGCUAUUCAUGCUGAAGCUCCUGAAUUUCAAGAUAUGAGUGUGGAGCAAGAGACUGGCAUUAAGGUUGUAGACUUACUGGCUCCAUAUGCCAAAGGAGGCAAAAUCGGGCUCUUUGGUGGUGCUGGUAUAGGGAAAACAGUACUAAUUAUGAAACUUACCAACAAUGUGGCAAAAGCCCAUGGUGGUUAUUCAAUCUUUGCUGGUGUGGGGGAACGUACCCGAGAGGGCAAUGACUUGUAUAAUGAAAUGAUUGAAUCUGGUGUCAUCAAUUUGAAAGAAGACACAUCCAAGGUUGCUCUUGUGUAUGGUCAAAUGAAUGAACCUCCAGGAGCUCGGGCCAGAGUAGCCUUGACUGGCCUGACUGUUGCUGAAUAUUUUCAUGAUCAGGAAGGACAGAAUGUGCUUUUCUUCAUAGACAAUAUCUUCAGGUUUACCCAAGCUGGUUCAGAGGUAUCUGCACUUCUGGGUCGUAUCCCCUCUGCUGUAGGCUACCAGCCAACAUUAGCUACUGACAUGGGUACAAUGCAGGAAAGAAUAACUACUACAAAAAAAGGAUCCAUUACAUCUGUACAGGCUAUUUAUGUACCGGCUGAUGACUUGACUGAUCCUGCUCCUGCUACUACUUUUGCACACUUGGAUGCUACCACAGUAUUAUCCCAUGCAAUUGCAGAACUGGGUAUCUAUCCAGCUGUAGAUCCUCUGGAUUCCACUUCCCAUAUUAUGGACCCUAACAUUGUGGGCCAAGAGCAUUAUGAUGUGGCUCGGGAUGUUCAGAAAAUUCUUCAGGAUUACAAAUCCCUUCAAGAUAUAAUUGCUAUUUUGGGAAUGGAUGAACUGUCUGAGGAAGACAAAUUAACUGUAGCCCGGGCCCGAAAAAUCCAGAGAUUCUUGUCACAGCCUUUCCAGGUUGCUGAAGUCUUCACAGGCCAUGAUGGAAAACUGGUACCUCUAAAAGAAACAAUCAAAGGAUUCAAGAGCAUUUUAUCUGGUGAAUAUGACCACCUACCAGAAUAGGCCUUUUAUAUGGUUGGUCCUAUUGUAGAAGCUGUUGCUAAAGCCCAGAAGCUGCCUGAAGAACAUGUCUAGACUGACUUACUGUAUGUAAUUAAAUCUUGUAAAUUUUAAAUGCAUCAAAGCUAUUCCAGGAUUGAACUAGAAAAAAAUUAAAGGCUCUUUUAAAAAGGCAAAUAUUUGGACAGCUCCAUAUGUUGGCUUUUAUUUCAGCUAACUUGCUGUUAAAAGUAGUAACUUUUUUUGGGGGAAAGCAAGGUACUGCUUUUCAGUUGUUGUUUGGAGGGGGAAAGCUUGAUGGUUAGUGGCUGUCCUAUGUGAGCUUUCCCCCAGCCCUGCUCCUGGGAGGUGGUGGCAUGGGGUGGUGGGUGGCAGUGCUCUGUUUCUGAACACCUGUGCAUACCUCAUAGGGCCUUCCCAAGUACCCCUGGGGCUAUAUGUACCCUUGAUUGACAACCCAUGCACUAAAAGUACAGUAGGACUAGUAUAUUAGAACUAACACUAGCAACACACCACUGUCCCUGACUCCAAGGAAAACAAAAUAAAAUUCUACUGCUUGAAACGAGAGUGAAAAUGCUGUGCCACUAUGAAGAUACUGUAUAAGAUUUGUAAUGGAGUUCAAAUGGACUCCAUUUGUAAUAGAGUUUAAAGACCGCAGAUUCCAGGGGGCAAGC